CAAUUAAGAUGACAUGAUAAAACAUUCAGGGUGAUAGAAGUUUUAGCCUAUAAAACAACCGAUCUACCGGUAGAGUUGGUCACUUUCUUUUUCGGUGCGUUCUUGAUUAGGUAGUGUUUUCUUUUCUCAAAUCAUGAAGGCUGUCACGAUAUUGCUGAUGGCCCUGGUGGUAGCCAUAUCGGCCCGAUGCGUUCGAGAUAACACCACCGGUCAGCCCGGAUGUAAGAAACAGGAAGAGCUCACUCAGGGCGUCUGGCGUCACAAUCACGAUCCAACGGCGUACUGGGAAUGCGUCAAACUAAACGAACCGGGAGUUCUGAAGCGUUGCGGUAGCGAAACCGCUUUCCAUCCUACCCUGCUGGAGUGCGUCAACUGGGAUGAGUGGGAAUGGGAACCAUCCUGUGCACCCAUUUCGCGACCGGAUAACUAACGACGACGAUGACGUUUUGACGUUCGACAACAACAACAACAACAGCAGGCAUGUGUAGAUUGAUGGGCAAUCAUCGGUGAAAGAUCUAACGGCAAUAAGUGAUAAUAGCUCCUCGAUUGUUUUUCGGCAUGGAUCUUAAGUUAGCGAAAACAGCUCAAUAAAAUGAUUGAUAACAGUA
Messenger RNA from Topomyia yanbarensis, 608 nucleotides. RefSeq lists its product as uncharacterized. The record is from RefSeq and is a predicted model, not a curated record. Gene Ontology annotation, molecular function: chitin binding. Lineage: Eukaryota; Metazoa; Arthropoda; Insecta; Diptera; Culicidae. The transcript is spliced from 2 exons. The coding region runs from base 134 to 430 and encodes 98 amino acids.